UAGUAGUUUAGCGUCGUCCGUAGGCACACAUCAUUAUUUCGCUUAAAAACGUGUAUUUAUCAGUAAUUAUUUCAUUUUUAUUGUUAUCUUAUAAUUAUAGUGAUAGAAAGAUAAGUUCAAGCUAUUUUGUUACAUAAGUUGAUAAACUUUCAUGGUGCAAUUUAAAAUAAUCAGAGAUUUUUUCAGUCAAUUUUAAGAAUAUACACAGUGCAACAGCUGUUUUUUCAAGUCUAUUUUCUAAAAAAAUAGAAAUAUUCGCAUUAUUAACAAGUAAUGAGAAUCAUUUUUGUGAGAGAAUAUAUUGGUUAUUAAUUAUAGAGUUUAUUUUAUUUUAAAAACUCAUAAGUUUGAUAGUAAAUCAACUGGUGUUACAAAAUAAUCCUCAUGAAGUUUUGGAAUAAAGAUGACGCACAAUCGACUUGACAUUCUAUGCUGUAUAUUGAUUUUGUUUACUGCUGUAAUUUCCACUAAAGGGGAUUUUCAGGAUCUCUUCAGUUUACAGCGUAGAGGAAAACAUUUGCCAGAAACGAAAUUCGAGUCUAGUGACUACGAAGAUUACUCUGAUGUCAAUGAACCUAUACAAGCACCAAGUGAAUCUCUUUGGAGCCGAACACCUUUGAGAGAUGUUGAGUUGCCACUAAUUCAAUCGACUCAACAGCUAAAUCAAUUAAAUGUAACUUCUCCGUUGGAUCCUCAUAUCAAAUGGGAUAAAAAUUGGGGAGCAAACUUGGAUUAUGGCCAACUAUCCGCAGUAGAUUUGGAUCUGAAUGGCAAUAUAGUUCUGUUCUGCAGGAGAGAACGAAUAUGGGGUCAAGAUACUUUUGAUCUGAAAAAUGUAUUCAACCGAAACCAAGGACCUAUAAAGGAUAAUACAAUUAUUAUGUUUAAUAAGAGUGGAAAAGUUAUUUUAGAAUGGGGAAGAAAUAUGUUUUAUUUACCACAUGGACUGACAAUAGAUUUUGAAGGAAAUUACUGGAUCACUGAUGUUGCUAUGCAUCAGGUGUUCAAGUUCAACGCACAAGAUAUUGAAAAAAAUAAAGAUAAAUUGAAGAAACUUCAAAAUAGCCCACAAGAAGAUUUUUCUGAAAUUUCCAUGACAGUUCUCUUUAGUCAAAGUAUAAUCAAGCCUUCAAUGAUUUUGGGAGAAGCUUUUGUACCUGGAAAUGAUAAUCAAAGAUUUUGUAAACCAACAGCAGUCGCUGUAGCAAGAAAUGGAGAUUUUUUUGUGAGUGAUGGUUACUGUAAUUCAAGAAUAGUUAAAUUUAACAGCAAAGGUGAAAGAAUUUUAAUAAUUGGCCGAGCUCUUACUUUUAACAAGUUUUUAUCACCUUAUACGCUGUCGAUACCACAUGAUCUCACACUUGCUGAUGAUCGUGACCACAUUUAUGUUGCCGACAGAGAGCAUGGGAGAGUUCUGUGCUAUUUUGCCGGGAAUGGAACCUUCCACAAGGAAUUUAGGAGUCCUGUUAUUGGUACAAAAAUUUAUGGAGUAGCUUAUGCUAGGGAACGACUUUAUCUAGUUAAUGGACCUGAUCCAUUCUCUACAAAUAAAUUCCAUGUACGAGGGUUUGUAAUUGAUGUUCACUCCGGCGAUGUUAUAUCGCAAUUUGGACCUAAUGGUGACAUGAUCGCACCCCAUGAUAUAGCUGUUUCUGAUGACGGUAGUGAGAUUUAUGUACCAGAGCUUUACAAUCAUGCUAUUUAUCGGUUCUUGUCAGAUGAAAGUUUCCGUGAAAUAAAAAUGAAUGUAUCCAAGCUAAAGAGUUCAAUCGCUAAUUCUUCAAAGUCUCAUCAUUCAUUAAUUCCCUUAACAGAUAAUUCAGAUGAGAAGUCAUCAGGGCAUAUGAAUUUAACUACUUUGAUUAUGACAAUCGUCGUCAGUAUUAUGAUCCUUAUCGGAUUGUGCGUAGGAAUUGCAGCCAUCGUUGCACGGUGUAAAAAACGAGGCUGUUUAUUAGUUCGUAGAAGGGACUAUUGGAUGAACGAGAGGAAGGAUAACUUUAAACUUUCGAGUCUAUUUGAUACUCGACAAACAAAAAAUUUCCGCCUUUUCGAUAAAAGACCAAAUACUCGAGACUUUAGUAAGUUGAGUACAGAGCCAGAAACUACGGAUGACGAACAUGUCGAAGACAGUCUUAUUAUAUAAUUAAAUGGUCUUAAAAAUUAAAAAAUCAAAAAAAAAAAAAAUUAAAAAAUAAAAAACUAAAUUAAUUAUAAAUGUUGUUAAGUCACACAGUAAUUAACUUAGAAAAGCGUUAAUGAUUUAUUGUGUGAAAUAUAACUAAAGUUUGAAACUUUCUCUAGUCUAAGAAAGCUAAUCAGUAAUUUUAUCAUUUAACUAAUUUUUUGAAGAAUAAAAAAAGUGUGGUUUUACUGACAUAUCGAUACAAAUUCCAAAAUAAUUAUUUUCAAUAAUUCAGGCUUUCAAGGUAUUUAAUUAAUAAUUAAAAACAUGAAAACAAAUGAAUAUAUAAUUUUGAUGAAUUAUUUUCAUAAAGUUAAGAUAUUUUAAAUAUUUAUUCCUCUCACAAAAACAAAAAUUAAUCAAAGUUAUAUCUGUCUAUCUUCUGAUUGUAACAAAACGUAUAUUUUCAAUAAAAUCCAAUAUUUAUAAUGUCUGUUUGAUUGAAAGACUCGUGAGUAAUAAGGGAAUGAAUGAAUGUUUGAGAUGAAUGAAGUGAUUUCAAACGGUAUUAGUAAUGUAAAUGAACAUAAAAGUGAAAAUAAAAAAAAUGAAUGGUCUGGACGAGUUGCUUACGAAGAUAACUAACGCGAAAUAGUGUUAAGUGACUCGUUGAUUACCCCAUUACGUAUCUUCAUAUAAUGUUAAAAGACUACAGGCUACUUAAACGUUCAUUACUAAAGCAUUUAGUACAUAAAUACCACAACCAUCAGACUCAGAGAAUAAAUAUAUGAAUAUUUCGUUAAUUAUUUAUUUUUUUAUACAUUUACUUGACCUCUAUACACAACUAUACAACGAUCAAAAUCAUUCAUUAAUUCACUUCUCUCUGUCGCAUUCAAAAACAAAAUUAAACUUUUAUUAAUUGUUUCUUAAAUCUAAACAAAAAUCCUAUUAAUUAAUCAUUGCACGUAUCAACAGUGUUAUAUUUAAUUUAGAAAUACCCUGCUGAUGAUGACAAAAAACACAAAUUGAUGUCAAUAAUUCUACUUUUUAUCUGUACGAAAAGGAAAAUGAAAAAGUUGGAGAAGAUUGAAUAAAAAAUUAUUACACUCUUCUACCAUCCUU
Chelonus insularis is the source of this 3247-nucleotide messenger RNA. Its product is annotated as peptidyl-alpha-hydroxyglycine alpha-amidating lyase 2-like. Gene Ontology annotation, biological process: peptide metabolic process. The transcript has 5 exons. The record is from RefSeq and is a predicted model, not a curated record. Bases 404 to 2146 code for a protein of 580 amino acids. Gene Ontology annotation, cellular component: extracellular region; membrane. Gene Ontology annotation, molecular function: catalytic activity; protein binding. NCBI's taxonomy places the organism in Eukaryota, Metazoa, Arthropoda, Insecta, Hymenoptera, Braconidae.